GCUCUGAGCCUCCUUGUCGCCUGGGCUUAGAUGGCUCCCGCAAAGAAGGGCGGCGAGAAGAAGAAGGGCCGGUCCGCCAUCAACGAGGUGGUGACCAGAGAAUACACCAUCAACAUUCACAAGCGCAUCCAUGGAGUGGGUUUCAAGAAGCGUGCCCCUCGGGCACUCAAAGAAAUACGGAAAUUUGCCAUGAAGGAGAUGGGAACUCCAGAUGUACGCAUUGACACCAGGCUCAACAAAGCUGUCUGGGCCAAAGGAAUAAGGAAUGUUCCGUACCGUAUCCGUGUGCGGUUGUCCAGAAAACGGAAUGAAGAUGAAGAUUCACCAAACAAGCUCUAUACGUUGGUUACCUAUGUACCUGUCACCACUUUCAAAAACCUACAGACAGUUAAUGUGGAUGAGAACUAACGGCUGAUUGUCCAAUAAAGUUACAGAGCUGCCUUCGCA
Messenger RNA from Eubalaena glacialis (North Atlantic right whale), 447 nucleotides. RefSeq names its product ribosomal protein L31 (gene RPL31). Gene Ontology annotation, biological process: cytoplasmic translation. The record is from RefSeq and is a predicted model, not a curated record. Gene Ontology annotation, cellular component: cytosolic large ribosomal subunit; ribosome. The transcript has 4 exons. The coding region runs from base 31 to 408 and encodes 125 amino acids. Gene Ontology annotation, molecular function: structural constituent of ribosome. NCBI's taxonomy places the organism in Eukaryota, Metazoa, Chordata, Mammalia, Artiodactyla, Balaenidae.